AUGUCGCCACCGAAAGACCAAAUGCAGUGGGGAGCGACCGGCGUGCAGACACUGCAAUUUGGUACCUUGAGGGAGAAGGUGGCGGAUUAUGAGAAACUAUUGAGAGAACUGAUAUCCAGGGUUGAUGAAGACGAUGCAGGAUUGAUUCGGGCAUCGCUCGAGAAGGAGUCGACUUACGAAGCCGAAGAAACCCCUACCGAAGGCACCACUGAAGCUGCCCGAAUUGGUGAUGCUGAGACAGAAGAGGAGGACUCCGGGGCUGAAUCUGAAGCUUCGGCGGGCGCUGGAUCCACGGGCGCACUCGAUCGAACUGACGAGGAUUUUACGCGCGAGCAGGCCAGGAUGACAGGCUUUAUGGGAAAGAACUCCGAGGUCACCUGGCUGCAGCGCUUGCGUGAACAGAACAAGUAUGGAGACGUGCAGCAAGAUCGGCAAGUCGGCGACACGCAAAUACCUCUUUCGGAAGCCGAGGCUGGUUUCACGGUCAAAGAAUCCAGUUACCACAUGGACGAUGAGUCGAUAUUCAUGUAUGAGGCCGUAGAUGCCUACGAGAUGCCGACGCCCGACGUUGCGGACCAUCUAUUCAAUGCAUAUAUGCAACGGGUUCACUCGUCCUUUCCCGUGGUCGGCAGGCUGAAUCUUACAACUCAGUUUCGAAGAUUCAUCAGCGGCACUGUGCAAAGACCCCCGGAAAAAUGGCUCGCCAUCCUCAACUUGAUCUUUGCCAUCGGCGCCAAAUAUUCACAUUUGAUCAAAGCCGAGUGGAAAGGCGAUGAGAGGGAUCACCUGAUCUAUUUCACCCGAGCUCGACUGUUGAGCAUGAAUUCUGAAACAAUCUUUCAUCAUCCGGAUUUGCAGCAGAUCCAGGUACUGGGCUUGAUGUCUUUCUACCUGCUGUGUGUGAGCCAAAUCAAUCGAGCAUGGAUACUGAACGGACUUGCUAUUCGAGGGGCUGGAGCCUUGGGUCUAAAUAUGCGCAAUGACAGCGAUGGCCUAAAAGAUUCCCUCAAAGAAAUCCGAUACCGACUUUGGUGGGCUCUCUACACCUUGGAACAUCGCUUGUGCAACAUGACGGGUCGAGUCAACUGUAUCAUGGAUGACCAUUGCACGACACCCCUGCCGAUUCCCCUGGAGGAGGAACAAUUCGAGACCGAAGAAGGUCAAAGACUGCUCAGCAAGGAAAUUCAACAAGGGGAUCGAGCCCCGUCCUCAAAUUCUCAAACCCCAAGUAUCGGAUCAACCCCUUCAACCGACCGCUCUCGUUCGCAGACCAAACUCGACUCGCGUUCACCUUCGAUGCCUGGAGGGAUCAGAUCUGGUGACUUGGAAUGGGCAAAGGAUGUUCAACCGAACUCUUCGCUCUACUUCCUCCACGCGGUACAAUUGGCCCGCCUGACGCAGAACAUCUUCCACAGUCUCUACAAUCCCGCCUCGAUCAAAGGAACGUGGUCAGAAGUUCAGGCCAAGGUCAAGGACCUCGACGAACGCCUCGAACAUUGGUAUCGCAAACUGCCCCAGGCUUUUGCUUUUCGACGGAACCAGCGCGAGCGCGGGUCUUACGAGUUCCGCUUGAACCUGGGCUUCUUUUACUACAGCACGAAGAUGACCAUCCAUCGGCCGUGCCUCUGUCGACUCGACCGCAAAAUUCCCGGGCAAUCGUCCAAAUCACUCGAAUUCAACCGCAAUUCUGCCGCGUCCUGCGUGGAGGGUGCCAUGGAUAUGCUGCAACUCAUUCCUGACAAGCCCAAUGCCGUUGGCCUGAUCCGGGUCGGUCCCUGGUGGAAUAUCGUUCACUGGCUGGUCCAAGCUACGACAGUAUUGAUGCUUGAAAUAUCCUUCCGAGUCAAUCACAUGCCAGAAGAAGCAGAGGCUAUUCUGGAAGCAUGCAAGAAAGGCAUCCGCUGGUUGCAUGCAUUAGCAGAAGACAAUGUGUCCGCCAGGCGUGCCUGGGCACUGUGCUUCACACUGUUUAAGGACUCCGUGAAGAAGAUCGGACGCGAUGUCGACGACUUGCCGUGGGAAGCUCCGGGAAAGCCUUCUCCUCCACGACAAGAUAUUUCCAUGGCAAAUUACUCCACCGUCAGCAACCCUCUGUCCUAUGUGUCGGCUCCCAGCGCGCCUUCCAUCUAUGGCACAAUGCCUGAUAUGCCGACUGCGCGAGCCUUUGCGGCGUUUGACCCAAUGAUGCGAUACGACCAAUAUUUCCCCCCAGAUAUGCUAAUGGACGAUCCGUCCAUGCAAUUCCAGCAGCCAACAGACGCGGAGAUCGAGUUUAUGAGUAAUGUCUACCACGAGGACCCGGGUCACCAGCAACCAGGUGGAGAGUCCAGUCGAGGACCCAGGAUGAAUUGA
Molecule: messenger RNA, 2352 nt
Organism: Fonsecaea erecta
Lineage: Eukaryota; Fungi; Ascomycota; Eurotiomycetes; Chaetothyriales; Herpotrichiellaceae
Exons: 5
Coding region: 1-2352 (783 amino acids)
Biological process (GO): DNA-templated transcription
Molecular function (GO): DNA binding; zinc ion binding
Source: RefSeq, a predicted model, not a curated record